This is a messenger RNA of Debaryomyces tyrocola, 654 nucleotides long. The record is from the annotation of a GenBank genome assembly. NCBI's taxonomy places the organism in Eukaryota, Fungi, Ascomycota, Pichiomycetes, Serinales, Debaryomycetaceae.
AUGCCAUCUACCAAGCUUGAAAGCACUCCCCAAAAAUGGUUAAUUACAUAUAAUUCUAUUUCUGCUUCAUUGUGGUCAAUUGUAUUUUUUAAUACUGUUUUCUUGAGUUUGUCUUUGGGUCAACCUUACUUUUUUGACAUGACAAACAAAGUUACCACGAUCAUCCAAUGUUUUGCUGUUGUGGAAAUUUAUAACUCGGCUACGGGAAAUGUAAAGUCUCCCUUGUUUACUACAGUAACCCAGGUGUUUUCGAGACUAUUGAUCGUCUUGGGGAUUUGUCAAUUGUUACCUGAUUCGCCUGCAAACGUUCAUUGGUGUUUUAUUACAUUAUGUUUAUCAUGGUCAAUUACUGAAAUAAUUAGAUACUCUUAUUAUGCGUCUAAUUUGCGUUCUCCUGGUAACGUACCAUAUUAUUUGACGUGGGCUCGCUAUUCAUUAUUUUUUGUAUUAUAUCCAACGGGUGUUAUGUCUGAAAUGUUUAUGGUUUAUUUAUCUCUUGAUGAAGCUCAAGAUGUUGUCGGUUAUUUGUACUCGUGGUUUUUGAAAGCUAUGUUAGUUACUUAUUUGCCUGGCUUUUACAUGUUAUACACAUACAUGAUCAAGCAAAGAAAGAAGGUUUUAGGAAAACCAAAAACUUUGAAGAAAACCGAAUAG